Messenger RNA from Saprolegnia parasitica CBS 223.65, 1749 nucleotides. RefSeq lists its product as hypothetical. Gene Ontology annotation, molecular function: protein binding; ATP hydrolysis activity; ATP binding. Gene Ontology annotation, biological process: piRNA processing. The transcript is spliced from 6 exons. Gene Ontology annotation, cellular component: pi-body. The record is from RefSeq and is a predicted model, not a curated record. Lineage: Eukaryota; Oomycota; Saprolegniomycetes; Saprolegniales; Saprolegniaceae. Bases 1 to 1749 code for a protein of 582 amino acids.
AUGGCAGCAGCAAUCGCGCGCGACUGGUACGUUGUGGCGGAGGACCUCGGGGUCUGCCUGUACAAUGCAGCGUUGGUCGGCGAUGUGGGCCAAGUGCGACAGCUACUCGGCCAGGGCGUCAAUGUCGACUGGUGCGACUCGGGCGGGUGGACGCCGCUUUUCGCCGCCGCUGUCAACGGCCACGACAAAGUCGUGGGCCUCCUACUCGAUGCCCACGCAAACGUCGACCACACCUCCCAUACUGGCGUCACACCGCUCAUUGUCGCGGCGCAUCAGGGUCAUGCCAUAGUCGUGCGGCGCCUCCUCAGCGCCGGUGCCAAAGUCAACUCGAAAGACAGUAACGGCGAUACGGCACUGUACCUUGCGAGAAAGGAGGGCCACGCUGACGCCGUGCAGCUGCUCUUGGGCGCAGGCGCCAAAGUCAACUGCAUAGGCAGCGACUGCAAUUCGACGCUGCGCGGAGCGUCGCGGGAGGGACAGGCCGACGCCGCGAAGUUGCGCCCAGACGCCGAGUCACCUCUACAAAAGGCAAUUCGCAGCGACCAAGUCGGACAGAUCGAGAGGGUGCUGCGUGCCACCAACAUGGCCGUGGACGAGCGACUGCGGGGAGUCGUCUUUGUGAGCCCUUGGGACGGCGUCUCGCUCGUGGCGCACCCGGCGUUGCAGCAUGAGCUCACGUCCAAGCUCCAGUGCGUGUCUUCCCGAGCCUCGCCGUUCGCGGGCAUCAACCUGCUUCGCACCUCGCAGCUCUCGAAGCCGAUCCCCGAGCUCGACUUGCUGUACGCGCUCGAGCUGCUUCACUUGCCCGGCGAUGACGCAGCCGCCGUGACGAGCCACAUUGAGAGCUACUUGCGCCACUUGGUGCUCACGGGCAGCACCGCCCACCCGAUUCUGCUGCUCGCGUUGGGUCGCUGGCUCGUGGACCUCGCGUUUGUGAACGCGUUUGCGAGCAAAUACCCGGACGCUACGGACGCUUGGCUGCUCCCCGCCGAGAAGCAACACCUUGCACCGGCGCCAGCCGAGUCGCCAUCGUCGCACACGGACCUAUGUACUCGACAGCUCUGGGCGACGUUACCCGGAAAGCCACCAGCGGCGGCGCCGGCCAUGGACGCCCUCCUGGACCUCGUGGGAAUCCCAAAAGUCAAGCAAUUCGCGAUUGGACUCUUUCAAACCUCGGCGGCGCUGGCGAAGAUGACGCCCGACGUAAGGCAGAAGAACCCAAUUUCCUUUAACUACUGCUUUGUGGGCAACGCGGGCACGGGCAAGACCACGGUGGCGCGCCACUUCGCGACGCUGCUCCACGCCUCAAAGCUGCGCUCGAAGGACGUCUUUGUCGAGACGGACGCGCGGCAGCUCAAGGACGCCGGUGCACCGGCAUUCGACAAGCUCGUGCAGAGUGCUUUGGACGGCGUCUUGUUCAUUGACGAGGCGUACGAUCUUGAUCCAGGAGGCGACCUCCGCGGCAAGCCGAUCGUGGCCGCCCUCCUCACCGCGGCCGAGAACCUCCGGGAUCGCAUCACGAUCAUCCUCGCGGGCUACGAGACGGACUUGCAGACCAAACUCUUCGACUUCAACGCUGGCCUCAAAAGUCGAUUUCAGUUUGUGACAUUUGAGGACUUUGAUGUGAUGGAGCUGGCCGAGGUCUGCCGCCUGCAGGUCGCCGCCCGCGGUUGGACUGCUCCGAAAGAGUUUGCGACGCUUGUCGCCAAGAAGCUCAUUGUCGGCGCCGACACCAAGGGCUUUGGGUAA